AUGAAUUCACAAAUCCCACACAACCCCAAGCGCAACAAAACCUUCCAUCCUUCCCACAUACCCAUCAAACCAAAUGCAACACUUCACCCAGUCCCAACCCACAUAACCGGCCCCCUCCCCUUCCUAAACCCCACAAAAGCCCACUACCAUAUCCCCUCGCACCCCGACAUCCGCUUCAAAUGGACUUCGCGCAACGACCGUAAAGGGCGUCACGCCAUCUCCAUAAACCACACCUCCAACUCUGCGAAUGGCACCACACCGCGUCCCACAACCUCCCUGCACACUAUUUUAAGAAAUAUCUGGAAAAUGGCGACGUACUACCCUGUCUGGGACCUGUCGUUCUGCGUCGCAUACGUAUUCACGAUAGGCAGCGUUCUCUGGAUCCUCAACGCCUUCUUCGUGUUCUUGCCUUUGGUGCAACCGCAGACGGAGCUCGAGGGGGAAGAGUUGUAUGGUGGUGGGAUCGCGGCGUUUAUUGGGGCGACGGUGUUUGAAGUGGGGUCGGUGUUGUUGCUUGUUGAGGCGGUGAAUGAAGGGCGGUCGGGGUGUUUUGGGUGGGCUGUUGAACGAGCAUUUGAGGGGGAAGAGGAGGAGAUUGGUGUGAGGCUGGAGAAGGGGGGAUGUGGGCAUGCGCAUAAGAGGGGGGAAGGGGAGGGGGAUGAGAAGGGGGAGAGAAGGAAGUGGGUUUGGUGGCCGGCGAGGGAAGAGUUGCAGAGGCAUUAUAUUCAUAAUCUGGGGUUUUUGGCGUCGCUGGCGCAGUUUGUGGGGGCGACAAUAUUUUGGGUUGCGGGAUUUACGGCUCUGCCGGGGAUUUAUGAUAAUAUGUCGAAGACUGUUACGAUUGUUUUUUACUGGACGCCGCAGGUUGUCGGCGGGUUGGGUUUUAUCAUCUCUGGGCUUCUGUUUAUGAUCGAAACGCAACGUAAAUGGUGGAAGCCGGCGCCUCGAGUACUCGGCUGGUGGAUUGGGGCUUUGAAUCUUAUUGGGGGUGUGGGAUUCACACUAUGUCCGGCGUUUGGGUAUGAUAACAGUAGUUGGGCGCAGUAUCAGGCUUGUCUGAGUACUUUUUGGGGUAGUUGGGCGUUCAUGAUUGGGAGUACACUGCAGUGGUAUGAGAGUCUUGAGAAGUUCCCAGUGGAGGUUAAUAAAUCGGUGCGGUGA
This is a messenger RNA of Bipolaris oryzae ATCC 44560, 1161 nucleotides long. RefSeq lists its product as uncharacterized. The record is from RefSeq and is a predicted model, not a curated record. NCBI's taxonomy places the organism in Eukaryota, Fungi, Ascomycota, Dothideomycetes, Pleosporales, Pleosporaceae. Bases 1 to 1161 code for a protein of 386 amino acids. The transcript has a single exon.